Molecule: messenger RNA, 2949 nt
Organism: Somion occarium
Lineage: Eukaryota; Fungi; Basidiomycota; Agaricomycetes; Polyporales; Cerrenaceae
Source: the annotation of a GenBank genome assembly
ACAGUACAUCCAGUUGCAUUACCCGGUGUCCCUUACUGUUCAUUAUAAUAUUCGCUCCAAACACGUUCGGUUGCAUCGGAGGCCGGCCAAGUUCUGAACCUUUGUGCCUUAGCUGAGGAAUAUAGCAACGAACCUAGUAAUACAAUCAGAUAUCAAAAACGUUCUUGUUCUCAAAGCUUCGCUUGCAAUACGAAGAUGAUAUUGAUGCCUUGCUGUGAAACCUAACUGCUCACUUCGAUGGCGAGCCCGCGCACUUGGACCUAUUUAGGUUAAUAGUCGAAUACUUCUCCACCUUCAUGAGAUGGAUGUGUCUUCGGGGUUCGGCGAGUCGCUGCACUCCUGCUUUCGAACGAAUGCCCAUGAAUUCGUCGGGCUUCUCCAAACGAAGAUACACGAAGUUCAUUUUAGUAACCGGGACUCAUAGUCACCAUGCGCUCCUCUAGCUUUCUAUCAAAAUCAGAUCCUAUCGUCAAGGUUUCAGCGCCCAGUCAAGUUCUGGUCUUACUAGGUGACCAUUGAUAACAGUGGAUGCCCGCCAUCAUCUGUUUUGCUUGCUGGCUGAUGCAAUCUUCGCUCACCGGUUUUAUGUUUGGAGGUUGGGCAAAGUAUAAGAACUUCACUUCAAUCAUGGAUGCUCCCUAUCGCAGGUCGAUCCUCUUUCUUCGUCGUUCUUUCUUUGGGUGGUCUUUGACUGCUCUCCUCUUUUCAUGACCGUAAUGAUUUCAAAGCCUACAAUCUUUCUUCUCGCCCUGGUGGCACUUCUUUCUUUCACGAAUGCUUUCCCUAUAUCUCAGCGCGCCGUCGAUCUUUCAUGUAUGUUCGAGGCUUGUGACCCACCUAAACCUGUUGCAACUACCACUCCCUCUCCUCCACGAAACACGUUCUCAUGGCCCGUCGUCAGUAUCUCUCCCCUACCGUCGCAGAAACCGUGGCCAGUUAGCUUCCCUUUCCCGGUCCCCAUCCUAUCGUCAACAUCGAGCCAACCUCCUGCUAUCACCGCCUCUGCUCCUAUCCCUAGUGUUGUAGUUCCGAAGCCAUCAGCUCCUUCUUCCGAGGCGCCUCCAGUGCAUUCGAGUGCGGUGCCGCCUCAUAUUUCGAGCCAAUCUCAUGUCGAGACCCACAGUAGCUCUCAUCUAACGACGCAGACCAGUUCUUCGGUCGUACAUCCGACUUCUUCGCAUGUCACAGUACAAGAAAGCAACUCGCCAUCUCAGGGUCGUCCCUUGCCAUCGACACGCUCGUCAGAGCAUGCUUCGACACACAUCGUCCCUGUCCCAAGCACGCAUAGCACGUCCUCAUCAACAAGAGGUGCAGUUAUACCAACUCAUAUCUCAUCGUCACCUUCAACACGUGGUGCUACCACGCAUGCAAACCCUUCCUCAACACGGAAAACUGCUUCGCCGACGCAUAUUUCAUCUUCGACGCGAGGUGUGAUCGUCCCAACUCAGGGUGAACCCACCUCUCCACAUGGAUCACCUCACGGUUCUCCGACGCACUCUCCUAAUCCUGGAUCUACGCAGGGCGGUUUGCCUCUGCCUCUGCCUCCAAUACCACCACUGCCACCUAUCCUACCCCCUCUCCCUCCUCACGGUCCCCCUCGUGGAUCACCUCACGGUGCUCCUACGAAGUCUCCUGGUUCGUCCCCAACACCAGGUGGUUCAUCUCCGCCUCCGCCUCUUCCACCUCCGCCUCCUCCCAAUGGUUCCCCUUCACAUCCUUCGGGCACCAUUGCACAGUCACAUGGCACGGCAUCGCCUACGACUCACCACUCUGCCACAGGAACCCAGAGUCACGCGCAGGUAACGACAUCAGGUGUUUCGCCCUCUCAUUCAUCAGCGAAGCCCUCCUCCUCUCCAUCUGGAAGUACCGCUUCUCCUCAUGCCACGUCACCUUGUGCUGUAGGCAAAAACGGAAAGCGUGCACCGCCGGCUUGCACCCCGCCUGCCCCAGUUCCUACAAAGCUCACAUUCUCCCCAGAUAUUACACAAAAAGCUGAUCAGGAACUUGCCCGUAUCAAACCACAUAUUUUCACCGGCGAAAAGGACCCUUUUGCUGGGAGGCAUACCGUCAGUAUAGUCCAUGCUGCGUUCCCAGGUCUUCAAGGAAAUUGUGACAGUGCUACUCGCCUCUGUACCUUUGAUGUACGUUCUACCGUGUUCCGAAGCAUCAUGGUACUGGGUUCUGAAUCACUCACUAUAUUGCAGUACUCCAACGCACCAGGGGUUUCCAAUAAGAAUAAAAAGAUCAAGACAGCCUGGGAUGAUGGUACCACUCAUCCCAAUCCAUGGACACAGAACGAUAUCGAAGAUGUAUGUCGCCAGGCCAUUGGCAAGGUGUUCCAGCUCAACGGCGGCACGCUGGGCGUCAAGGCUAGCAGUGCAUCGUUCUCGAUUGCAACCAAGUUCGGGAACAACAUCUGUGUCAAAGUGAAUGUCAUACCUCUGAAUAAAAAGAAAAACAGGCCCAACCCACAAGUGUCGUCGUGCUUCCCUGUAGGCAUCAACCCUAUCCAAGAGACCCCUGGUGAUCCAUGCUCGGCUCCUCAGACUACGACGUCGGAUUACACAGUGUGACCUCGUGAUACUCAAGGCUUCUUGCUUAGGCAAGUUUGUAGCAUUAUAGCUGCUAGUCUUUAGAAUCCGAAUAGCAUGGCGAAUCUACCUAUACUUUGGGGUACAUACAUUGCGUCAACCUGAUAAGCGUAGCAGCAGGCGAGAUACACGUGUGCCUUUAGAAGCUCGAAUGGCACAGACAAAUUCAGAUGACAUUGUUUGAGACGGUGAACAUUCGUAUGGAUAUAGAUCACCCAAACAACAUUGUUUGAAGAGACAAGUAUUCAGACUGUUCUUUCUCUCCGCUCUCCAUGUAGUCAACCCAUUUUUUCACCUUCCUCCUUGACAACUCGUCAUCGCAAUACUGGAUAGCGAAUUCAAGAUCGGCUUUCCGCUU